GCCGCAGCAAAAAAAUAAUCGGUGACAGUUCAUAACCCACGUGUUUCGUCGAGUUUUGGAGUAUUUCUUGUUUUAUUUUAAUAUCUAUAAUCGCAACUUAUUAGGGACAAAUACCAAUAUGUCUAAGGAAAUUGAGGAGCAAAUGGAUGGGAGUUCCUCUGAAAGUGAUGAGGAAAUGGAAGAGGGAAGCAACGAUGGUGAUGAUCAGCCAAAGACUUAUCUUCCCGGGCAACCUUUGAAAGAAGAUGAGCAGCUGGUGUGUGACCAGUCGGCUUACGUGAUGUUGCAUCAGGCGCAGACUGGGGCGCCCUGUCUUAGUUUCGAUAUCGUCACGGACAAUCUAGGAAGCGAUAGAAAUCAGUUUCCAAUGACUACAUACUUGGUUGCCGGCACGCAAGCUUCAAGUGCUCAUUUAAACAAUGUCUUAGUUAUAAAAAUGUCAAACUUACAUCCAACAUCUAAACCUGAAGAUCAAAAUGAGGAUGAAGAAUCAGGUGAAUCCAGUGAUGAGGAAGAGGAUGAGGAGAAGAAGCCACAGAUGACUUUUGCAUUUAUCAAACACCAAGGCUGUGUCAAUAGAAUAAGGACUACAAACUUCAAAAACUCAGUAAUAGCAGCCAGCUGGUCAGAACUUGGUAGAGUGGAUGUCUGGAACAUAACACAGCAGUUGCAAGCAGUUGACGACCCUGCACUCCUAGAGCGGUACAACGUAGAUGUAGUGAACAAUCCUGUCAAACCACUGUAUUCCUUUAGUGGCCACCAACAAGAAGGAUUUGGUAUUGACUGGUGUCCUACAGAGCCUGGAGUGCUAGCUACAGGCGAUUGCAGAAGAGACAUCCACAUAUGGAAACCAAACGAGGCAGGCACAUGGGAUGUUGACCAGAGACCUCUAGUCGGGCACACUAGCUCAGUAGAAGACAUACAGUGGUCACCUAAUGAAAGGAAUGUAUUGGCGUCAUGUUCGGUGGACAAGACAAUAAGGAUAUGGGACACAAGAGCAGCUCCAAGCAAAGCCUGCAUGUUGACAGUAGAGAAUGCUCAUGAAAGUGAUAUCAAUGUCAUCUCAUGGAAUAAUAAAGAACCGUUCAUAGCUAGUGGAGGUGACGACGGCUUCCUCCACGUAUGGGACUUACGUCAGUUCGCAAGCGGCACGCCCGUAGGCACGUUCAAGCACCACACGGCGCCCGUGACGUCAGUCCAGUGGCACUGGACCGAGCCCAGCGUGCUGGCUUCCGCUGGCGAGGACCACCAGGUCGCGCUCUGGGAUCUGGCUGUCGAACGCGACGACGAUGAAGUACUUGAUGAUGAGUUGAAAAAUCUACCACCCCAGCUACUGUUUAUCCAUCAGGGACAAAAUGAUAUCAAGGAACUACAUUGGCACAAACAAAUACCUGGUGUUAUAGUAACAACUGCCCACACAGGAUUUAAUAUAUUCAAAACUAUAAGUGUAUAAAAUAAAAUGUAGGAAAAAUAUA
This is a messenger RNA of Pectinophora gossypiella (pink bollworm), 1475 nucleotides long. RefSeq names its product glutamate-rich WD repeat-containing protein 1. NCBI's taxonomy places the organism in Eukaryota, Metazoa, Arthropoda, Insecta, Lepidoptera, Gelechiidae. The transcript is spliced from 7 exons. The record is from RefSeq and is a predicted model, not a curated record. Bases 119 to 1453 code for a protein of 444 amino acids. Gene Ontology annotation, molecular function: protein binding.